Messenger RNA from Paramecium pentaurelia, 804 nucleotides. NCBI's taxonomy places the organism in Eukaryota, Ciliophora, Oligohymenophorea, Peniculida, Parameciidae. The record is from the annotation of a GenBank genome assembly.
AUGAACAAUCAUUAAGUUCAAAGUCCUCAAAUAUUCAAUAGCCAUUAUUUAAGAACAGAUUAUAAAGUGAAUCCCUAACCUUUAGUUCUCAAUUUAAAUCAAUCUAGAUAAAGUUCCAAGGCACUCUCUGUGGAUAGAGGUAAACCAUUCAUACAAACUAGUUUUACAGUCAAACUCAAAUAAGCAAAUUAGAAUGUGGAAUAACUUAUUGAUCUUUGGCAAAGACAUAAAUCAAUUACCUAAACUACUCCAACUCACAUAUCCUAAUCAUUUCACUAUCAUUCUACUACAUAAAAAAAUGAAAGCUUUGUGAUCGGUACAUAUUUAUAUAGAUAAUUGUUAGAGGAGAUUCCAGAAACAAGAGAAGUAAGUCCAUUGAAGCCAGAAGAAAUAAUGAUAAAACCUAGAUAAUUAUUUGAGAUAAAUUAAUCAACAUCCAAAUUACCUUCAACACAUUAAUAAAAUUCUAAUCAUAAGAAGACAAGUUCAUUAUAUGUAGGAGCAUUAUCAAGUAAAAAUAGAUAUAAAUUCAAUUUAGAGAGUGAUGCCUUUUCAGGUACUAAAAAAGCAGCUAAAGAGAAUCUAAAAUUAUCAAAUAAUGGAACUUCUGGUAGUAAAAAAACACAAUUUAAUUCAUCUUCUAAAAAAUUACCUAAGGAACUUUCAGCUAUAGUUUUACAAUUACAAUCAGUUUAAAAAUCUUUAUUACCUUAUUACUAAAAAUUAGAUAAAGGUAAGAAAACUGAAAUAGAUGAAUAAUUUAAUAUUCUAAUAAACUAAAUAAAGAGUGAUUUCACAAAAUGA